CGCGCGGGGCCGGGGCCGAGUGGGCGGCGGACGGGCCUGCGCGACGGCCGGGAUUCUGUCAGGGAUCUUCGAAACACUGCAGAGAUGUCUGAUGUUCAGGAAGCUACAGACCAACUCCUGGAUGUGAACCUUCAGGAGAACCACAGGCCAAUACCAGUGGCAGAGAGUGACCCUGGAAAUGACUCCGAGUGUCUCCAGGUCACCAUUGGGGCCACUGUACCCACGGGCUUUGAGCAAACGGCAGCGGAUGAAGUGAGAGAGAAACUUCGAUCAUUGUGCAAGAUCAGCAAAGACCGGGGCAAGAUCUAUUUUGACAUUUCAGUGGAAAGCCUUGCUCAGGUUCAUUGUCUGAGAUCAGUGGAUAAUUUAUUUGUGGUUGUUCAGGAAUUUAAAGAUUACCACUUCAAAGAGACAAAGGAAGAGGUUCUAAAGGAUUUUGAAGAAUUGGCUGGGAAACUCCCAUGGUCUGACCCCUUAAAGGUGUGGAAAAUCAACACCAGUUUCAAGAAAAAGAAAACGAAGCGUAAGAAGAUUAAUCCAAAUUCGAGUAAAGAAAAGAUCGAAAAUGGACAGGGAGACAAAACAGACAAGACAGAUGCGAAGAAGUCCGCCAGCAAGCCCUCGGAUCCCCAUCUCUCGGACUACUAUGAAAAUCCUGCCAUCCGGGAGGAUGUUUGCACGCUGGUCGGUGAGGACUUGGCGUCUCGCAGAGAUGAGACGGAGGAAAACUCCAAGGGGGAAUCUGAGCCCGAAGUGCUGAAAUUCAGAGUGACCUGCAACCGGGCUGGGGAGAAACACUGCUUUUCGUCAAAUGAGGCUGCCAGGGAUUUUGGGGGUGCUGUUCAGGAAUAUUUCCAGUGGAAGGCUGACAUGACGAACUUCGACGUGGAGGUUCUUUUGAAUAUCCACGAUAGCGAAGUUAUUGUGGGCAUUGCCUUGACCGAGGAAAGUCUUCACCGAAGAAACAUCACACAUUUUGGACCCACGACUCUCAGAUCCACGCUUGCCUACGGGAUGCUCAGGCUCUGUGCUCCUCAGCCCACAGAUAUCAUCGUCGAUCCCAUGUGUGGAACUGGGGCGAUCCCCAUAGAGGGGGCUACUGAAUGGUCAAACUGCUACCAUAUUGCCGGUGAUAAUAAUCCAUUGGCUGUCAAUAGAGCAGCAAAUAACAUCGCAUCUUUGUUGAGCAAGGGCCAAGUUAAAGAAGGGAGCCCGUCGUGGGGCUUACCUAUAGACGCUGUGCAGUGGGACAUCUGCCACCUGCCUCUGAGAACUGGCUCUGUGGACAUCAUCGUCACUGAUAUGCCCUUCGGGAAAAGAAUGGGCUCGAAGAAGAGGAACUGGAACCUUUACCCAGCCUGCCUGCAAGAGAUGAGCCGCGUGUGUCGGCCCGGGACAGGCCGGGCCGUGCUCCUCACUCAGGACAAGAAAUGCUUCACCAAGGCACUGUCUGGAAUGGGUCACCUGUGGCGGAAGGUGCACACCGUGUGGGUCAACAUCGGGGGUCUCCACGCCGCCGUGUACCUCCUGAAACGGACACCUCAAGCGUAUGCUCCUGCGGCACCCGAUGGCGAAAGAACGCCUUGGUAAUGAAAGUGGAGAUGACUCAUCCCCGUGCGCCUCCGUGUCCGCGUGAAGGGCCCCGGGAGCGCAGGCUGGAUGGCCGGAAGCUGCCCACCUGGGCCGGCAGGUGGCUUCAGCGAUGGGAACAGGAUGUGACGUGACCAGGUCCGAGGAGGGAUGAGUCACUGGGAAAUCAGUACUUUGUUUAGCAUACUUUAAAGAUGACUGUGAAAGCAAAAAUUCUCUGGGAUUUGGGUUUAGAACGUUUUAUUUUUAGGCUUCGUUACAGUUGCAGUUUUACCCUGGCCUGAUGGAAAGGCGGAGCCCGGAAUUGAGUGACCCUCCUAAGCCGGGCGCGCUCGUUGCCCAUGCAGCUCUGCUAGUUAAUGACUAACCAGGCCUUUUCUUUUUCUCAACCUUGGAAAAGAAAGCGUCAUUACAUGCUGUGGAGAGUGUUUGCCUCAUGAGACCUAUAGGAAACGUUCCCAUCUGUCUCAAGUAUUAAAAUAUGCAUAUAAGGGGCCUGACCAAUAGUAUAGUGUGCCUUUCACCCACCAGGAAUGAUCCUUGAGCACCACCAGGUAAGGCCCCAAAAUAAAAAUGAAAUGCAUGUAUUUCGAACUAAUACAGAAGAUUGCCAAGGUACUUUGCUAUUAGUAAUUAGGACAUUUCCAUUUGUAAAUAGUAGUCAAACGUUGAAAAUAAAUAGGGACCAACAAGUUUGAAAAGAAUUUUUAUUUUUCUGUUCAGUUCAAGAUUGUUUUGCUUUCAAAGUCAAACCUGUCAACAGAUGUUUAUUGGUUCCUCAAAAGGACUAGAAGACAAACUAAUAUAUUUUUGAAUUAAAAAAACUUCCUGAA
This is a messenger RNA of Sorex fumeus (smoky shrew), 2423 nucleotides long. It is a transcript of the gene THUMPD3, whose product is annotated as THUMP domain containing 3. Lineage: Eukaryota; Metazoa; Chordata; Mammalia; Eulipotyphla; Soricidae. The transcript has 10 exons. Gene Ontology annotation, biological process: tRNA methylation. Bases 85 to 1590 code for a protein of 501 amino acids. The record is from RefSeq and is a predicted model, not a curated record. Gene Ontology annotation, molecular function: RNA binding; tRNA (guanine) methyltransferase activity.